CGGCCACAGGAGCUGUGAUGGAAAAUUACCCUGUGACCAAAAAGACAGAGUUAGACGUGACUCUUCAGCAGCCCAGGGAAGGAUGGCCAGCGCGGUCGGCUGAACAGAGGAACUGUGUGCUCCUUCUGGGAUGGAGAACUCCCAAGCCCCUGUCGGCAGACGCACAGCCAGCACCUGUGGUUGGAGAGGUGUCUUUCUGCCUCAGCUGAACAGGCAAUCUCUAUCUGUGUACGGUAGCGAGAUAGCUGUGGAGAAGGAAUGUAUACGCCAGCUGCAGAGUGGAGUCUGGGUCAUCCACCCAUUCAGCCCCAUAAGGAGUUACUACAUCAUGUGUAUGGUUGCCAUCACAUUCCUGAAUUUGAUUGGGAUCCCCAUGGAGAUAGCUUUCUUAGACGGGUACAGUGGAGUGGGCUGGGAAGGUUUCAAUGUCUUCUCAGACACUUUGUUUCUGAUGGAUGUGGCUCUGAAUUUUCGAAUGGGUAUCAUCUCUGAGGACAGUGAGGUGGCUAUCCUGGAUAUCAAAAAGAUCAGUGUGAUUUACCUAAAGAGUUGGUUCAUACCAGAUGUGAUUGCAGCAUUCCCAAUUGGCUACAUAUUAUUAAUUGCGGAGUUACAAUCCCACAGUGACACCUCCACCUCGGGUUCCAAAGCCAGUAGAAUGGUCCGGAUUCUCAUGUUUGUCCGAAUCAUCAGCCUCGUCAGGCUCCUCAGAGUCUCCAGGCUUGUCCGCUUCUUCAAUGAAGUUGAGAAGGUUUCAAAUGCCAACUUGGAGUAUGUUCAGCUGUUCUUCCGCAUACUGUCUUUGUUUAUGAUGAUGUUCCUGCUGUGCCACUGGAACGGCUGUAUCCAGUACUUUGUCCCGAUGCUGGAGGAGUUCCCAUCAGACUGCUGGGUCAGACGAGAGAAACUGAUGAAUGCCACGGUUGGUGAGAAGUAUUCCUUUGGAGUGUUUCGGGCUCUCUCUCAUAUGAUUCAAAUAUCCUAUGGCUCCACAGAGUCACCAACAAAUGAGGUGGAACUGUGGGUGGUCAUGACCAGUAUGCUGUCUGGGGCUCUAAUGUACACUGUACUGGUGGCCAACGCUGCUGCCAUAAUAACCAACGUAGACCAAGCAGCAAAGGCCUACAAGAACAAGAUGAAUCAUCUAGACGACUACAUGACUUUCUUGAAGCUUCCUAAUGACCUUCGGCUUCGCAUCAACAAGUACUACGGGGCCCGCUAUGGGGGGAGAUGGUUUGACGAGAAGAACUUUCUAAUUUCAGUCUCCUCAGCUUUGAGAGAGGAGAUUCUGACGGUGAUGUGUUCGAGCCUGCUGAACAACGUACCCAUGUUCCAGAACCGAGAUGUCAACUUCCUGAACACCGUCCUCCUCCAGUUUCAGCACGAGGUCUUCCAGGAGGAUGAUGUCAUCUUCCAGCAGAACGCACCCGGCGACCGCAUGUUCUUCAUCGAGCACGGCCAGGUCCUGGUGGAGACAGACUCCUUCCCGCAGGAGCUGGCUGACGGCGACUACUUUGGAGAGACCUGCCUCAUGACCAAAGGAAAGCGCUUGGCCACGGUGCGAGCUCUGACCACGUGCCAGCUCUUCUCCCUGUCCUCAGACCGCUUCCAGAGGGUUCUACAGAGCUUCCCUGACAUAAGGAGGGACAUGGAAAAGUUUGCACAACAGGACAAGGAAGAUGUGAUACAUCUCUAGUGCAGUAGUAGGAGGCUUGGGGGAAGUUACACUUCAUCUCCAUCUUGCCCGGCACCACAUGGACGGCCACCGCUGAGCCCAGCCCCUCCUGCAGCUUCUUCAGCAUGCGAGAGGCCAGGUAGCGUCGGGCCUUCCCUGGGUCCUCUUCGAUGGCGGCGUACACCUCUGGAGGUGGGUUGGGGAUCUUCCACUCCAGGUCCACGAUCAGCUGGUGGAUGUGGCUCUUGUUCAGCGAUGUGGGCGUGUCACGGUAGCAGGCCACCACAUGAGGGCAUGGUGCCUCAGAUGACACGGACAAGAAGUGGUUGGGCUGUAGUGUGUUCCCCCGGCCCUCCCCCCCAUCCUCCUCCAAGGGCCCCAUGGCAGGGUGCACCAUGACGGCCCAGCGCAGCCAGUCGUAGUUCUUCUCCAGUGUCUUUAGGAUGCCGGCUGCCGCCUCCUCGGGGGCUGAACGGCUUUGCAUGGCCUCCUGCAGCUGCUGACGCACGUCCUCCUCCGCCUGCUGUAGGAAGUAGCCCGAACAGCGACCCCCAGUGGUCUUCAUCUUCCUGUAGAGGGCACCCAUGCGCUCAGACCAGGUCUUCAUCAGCAGGGCCUGAUCUCGGCCCGUAAGGAAGGCCUGGGUGAAGAGGCACAGCAGACCCGUGCCUAGAACAAAAUUCACCUGCAAGAGGAAGGAAGAGAGGCUGAUAUAACAAAACCCAAGUUCUAUGCUAUGACUAUGUGACUCAUGUUCAGGAGAUUAAAUAAUAGUAGUGUUGCUCCCCUUAGAUAACUGGUGGUCUACUUUGCUGAACAGACUGCAUCUUGAAGAAUCAGCAUUUGGAGAGGCAUAGCAAAGAGUUAUACACAGUGACCUCCAAAAGUAUUGGGACAGAGACACAUUUGUGUUGCUCUCUACUCUAGCACUUUGGAUUUAACAUCAUACACUGACUGAGGUUAAAGUGCAGACUGACAGCUUUAAUUUGAGGGUAUUUUUAUCCAUAUCGGGUAUACCAUUUAGAAAUUACAGCACUUUUUGUACAUAGCCACCCCAUUUUAGGGGACCGAAGAUAUUGGGACAAAUUCACUUGUGUAUUAACCUUUCACUACUUUAAGUGUUUGAUCCCAUAUUCAGAGACCGCAAUGACCACUUCAAGCUUGUGACUCUCAAUUUGUUGGACGCAUUUGCAGUUUGAUUUGAUUGUGUUUCAGAUUAUUUUGUGCCCAAUAGAAAUGAACGGUAAAUAAUGUUUUGUGUCACUUUUAUUGUAAAGAAGAUUACAAUGUUUCUAAACACUUGUACAUUAAUGUGGAUGCUACCAUGAUUACAGAUAAUUCUGAAUGAAUUUGUGACUAAUGUUGAGUGAGAAAGUUAGACGCACACAUCAUUCCCCCAAGACCUUUCACCAUUACAAUAAAAGGGGAGGUUACACUGGGGGGCGGGAGGAUAUGAUAUUUUUGUGUCUAACUUUCUCACUCAUCAAUAUUCACGAUAAUGUAUAUGAUUGAAAAAAUCUGCUUCAACAGCAGGGGCUGGAACAAUCCUUCAAGAUCACACAGUGCCCAAAAUAGCUUGUAUUUAAUCAGUCUCAUACAUCAUACAUUUUGCUGCAAUGUUUGUGACUGAUAAGUUAUCCAAGGUUAACAUAACAGAUGUGUUUGUAUUUCUCGCAAGGUGAAAUAAGGUUGUCUCUCCACAUACAUUUUCUGCUCACUAGCAGAGGAAUACAUUUUUCAGUGUGACGUACCAAGUGUUGGAAAAGAUAGGGGUGAACUUUGUAUAUGCAACUGCAUUACAAUUAUCACUAUCUAUUUUGAAUAAACACACAACCAAUAACUUUGACUAUUUUAGUGUAAAAUGUUUAGGGGUAAAAUCAUUUGGCUGAGUGCCAGAUCUGGAAGUAGGCUACACUCUUAGAAAAAAAGGUGCCAUCUAGAACCUAAAAGGGUUCUUUGGCUGUCCCCAUAGGAUAACCCUUUAAAUAACACUUUUUGGUUCCAGGUAGAACUCUUCAGUUCCAUGUUGAACCCUUUACACAGAGGGUUCCACAUGAAACCCAAAAUAGUCCUACCUGGAACCAAAAAAGCGUUCUACCCUGAACCAAAAAGGGUUAUCCUAUGGGGACAGCCGAAGAACCCUUUUGGAACCCUUUUUUCUAAGAGUGUAGAAAAGCAUUAGCUUCAUGUCUAUUUACAAACUUUUUUAGUCUCACAGUCAGAUAAGGCAUGGUGCCCAGGCAAGCAAUUUUGUUCUUUGAACUUCAUGGGUAAUUUUGGUAAACCAAAGAAUGUGAUUUGUUAGAGAAAUUUCGAAUGUAACAUGAUGACCUCUGUUGCCUGUUGGGCAUUGUGUGUUGAUGGCUGACCACUCCCUGAUCCCCACUGACCUUGACACAGAACUCCCUCAUCUCCCAGCGUUUGGGCUUGCGGCUCUGGACCAGCUCUUCCAGCAGGGUCGGCUGGUCUGUCAGGAUCGACACCCCCAUCAGCCGGCUGUGGAGUGCCGUCAGCUGCCUCUCCAGCCGGUGCUCCUGAACAUACUGGAGAAACACCUCUGUCUCCCGUUUGGUGAACUCAGACUGGGCCCUGACGACCGCGCCCAGCUGGUAAUAGACCACGGCCAGAUCAUCCUCCAGCCGAUGGACCUCCUGGUCGGUCAGCAGGCCCGGCCCUGCAGCAGCCAGCUCCUGGUCUAUGUAGUCCAGGUUCUUCCUGGCCAGGUCUGUCUCUUCAGCUGAGGCACUGCCACCCAGGUAGGUACAGAUGCCCUCCACCAGGGUCCUCAUGGUCUGCAUGUAGCCCACCGGCUCCAGUACCUUGCCAAACAUUGCCAUCGCUACAACUAAAUGGUUUUGUUUACUAAAUAUCUGUUAAGUGUGAAAUAGCCGGCUGAUUCUGGUGCUGAGGAAUCAAGAGAAAUAGAUCUCAUUAUAGGCCAAUACGCCAGUGUAGUCAAUACAGAAAGCCAAAAUCUACCAACCAUAAUCUUCUGUAAAUACUUAUGCUAUUCAGAUUAACAUGUAAACUUGCGCAUACCAUUACUCACCAGUUGGAAUGUUUCUUUGUCAGGUCUGUGGUGACCUUCACUGUUUCCUCAGUAUUUAUACACUCUCCAGCAUAAUCAGCGAUCUGAUAAGGUUCCUCCACCUCCUAGCUCUAUUAAUCGUCCUCAUGCUAAAAAAAGGUUAUAAGGAAAGGAAGUGAGUUUAUUGCAAAUGAAUAGAUGGAUAGACAUUUUUUCAUGAAUGUUACAAAUGUUCAUAUUGAAGUGUGUUAUGAACUCUUGCCUUUAAAGUUUUUCUUCAUGAUGAUAUUGUCAGUCCACCACAGAAUUCUUAAAAAAUUAUCUUGCUCAUUUCUAAUUUUUCACUGUCUUUUUACUGUUGUUUUUAUUUCUUUACUUAUUGUUCACCUAAUACAAUUUUGCACUGUUGGUUAGAGCCUGUAACUAAGCAUUUCACUGUAAUGUCUACACCUGUUGUAUUCGGCGCACGUGACAAAUAAACUUUGAUUUGAUUUGA
Molecule: messenger RNA, 5199 nt
Organism: Salvelinus fontinalis (brook trout)
Lineage: Eukaryota; Metazoa; Chordata; Actinopteri; Salmoniformes; Salmonidae
Product: potassium/sodium hyperpolarization-activated cyclic nucleotide-gated channel 1-like
Exons: 11
Coding region: 131-1696 (521 amino acids)
Biological process (GO): transmembrane transport; monoatomic ion transport
Cellular component (GO): membrane
Molecular function (GO): monoatomic ion channel activity
Source: RefSeq, a predicted model, not a curated record